This is a messenger RNA of Brachypodium distachyon (stiff brome), 1104 nucleotides long. RefSeq names its product mucin-19-like. The transcript has 5 exons. The record is from RefSeq and is a predicted model, not a curated record. Lineage: Eukaryota; Viridiplantae; Streptophyta; Magnoliopsida; Poales; Poaceae. The coding region runs from base 1 to 1104 and encodes 367 amino acids.
AUGACGACGACGUCGUGCCGCUAUCCCGCCUGCCCGCCGUGCAACGGAGCCAUCGCGGGGGCGGCCCACCGGCCCGAGGCUCAGCCCCCGACACGCAUUUCGGUGAAUAACCCUUCUUGCCUCAAGCCGGCGGGGAAGAGGGGACCGGUGAGCUCCCCACCGGCGACUUUGAGCAAGAAGCCGCGCACAACCCCUGGCACGAGCGGGGGAAGCCCCCAAGUCGGGACGGGGGGCGCGGUGACGACGGCAACAGUGGGUGGGGGCGACGUCGCCCACACCAUAAGCAAGGCGGCGGCCCCGGGAGCAGGACUGGGAAAUGUUGUCGGGGCCUACCUAGCAACGGACGACGGCGGACGCCAAGAGGCGACCCACACAGAGGGAGGGGACACGGAGCAAGCCCCUUCUGCUGCCGCCACUGCGGGAGCAGGGACCGCAGAACUCAUCCCAGGGGGCACCGCGGCCGAUGCGGAAGCCGCCCCUGAGGUGACGGUGGAGCAACUCUCCACCGGGCAGAGCGGGGGUGGAGGGGCCUCUCCCGGCAGCCAAGCCACCGACCCGAUGGUGACCGGGGAGGCAGCGGCCACCGGGUCCGAGCCUCUCGACCGUGUCGCAACGGAGGCCAGCCGUGAGCAACCACCCAGCCCCCAAGCAGAGACAAGGGACGAGCUCGCAGCAGGCGGAAGCGGGGGAAUGCGCUCGCCUUUGCCGACACUCAAGGAGGUGGUGCGGUCACAGACUGUGGCCGCGGGAGCCUCCUCAAGUAUCGGGGCGAUCGCAGGGGCAGAUCCAGCAGUUGCUCAACUAGGGGAGCAGGCCACGGCAGCCCAAGCUGCGGCGAUACGAGCCGCGUCCCGGGAGAAGGAGUUGCACGAGCAGCUCCAAACCCGGGAACGCGAGUUCCAGGAGCAGCUCAAGGCUGCGACCGACGCCAACAAGGCCCUCAAGGGCGAGCUGGACGUCGCCCGGAACGAUUUUCGAUACCUUGACGAGGAGAACUCGGAGAAAGCGGCGAAGAUUUCCAAGCUGAAGGACGAGCUCAGGGGCCAGAAGGCCAAGAUCGAGCUCGCCAGCCGCAACCACGCGAAGCUCGGGAGCCAGCGCUAG